Bombina bombina (fire-bellied toad) is the source of this 3619-nucleotide messenger RNA. RefSeq names its product protein associated with LIN7 2, MAGUK p55 family member (gene PALS2). The record is from RefSeq and is a predicted model, not a curated record. Gene Ontology annotation, molecular function: protein binding. Gene Ontology annotation, cellular component: cell-cell junction; plasma membrane. The coding region runs from base 284 to 1906 and encodes 540 amino acids. NCBI's taxonomy places the organism in Eukaryota, Metazoa, Chordata, Amphibia, Anura, Bombinatoridae. The transcript has 12 exons.
UCCCUCUGACUUUCUCCCCCCGUAGCUACUAGCUUCUGCUGCUUCGUGCACGAGUUUACUGCUGACGCCGGUCGUGCACGCGGAUAGUUCGGUUGAAGGAAAGGGGGAGCGUUUAAAUUGUGUGUGUGUGUUUUUUUUUUAAUCCCUUAAACUGACUGAGCCUAGUUUGUAUGAGAGAGACAAGAGCUGCGACAGCGGAGAGGAGCAGAGCACACGGCCUGGGGGAGAUUAUUAAUACUAUUCAAAGGGACCAGCAACUCAGCAUAGCGGCAGUGGAGGAGCUAUGCAGCAGAUUUUGGACAAACUUACAGAUCUACCCACAUCUACAGGCGCUGAAGAAAUAGAUAUCAUUUUUCUGAAAGGAAUUAUGGAAAAUCCUAUUGUAAGAUCUCUUGCAAAGGCACAUGAACGUCUAGAAGAUUCAAAACUUGAAGCAGUUAGUGAAAAUAAUGUGGAACUAGUAAAUGAAAUUCUUGAAGAUAUAAGUCCUUUAAUGAAAGAAGAUAAGAAUGUGGAGGAAUUGGUGGGCAUACUGAAGGAGCCUCAUUUUCAGUCUCUUUUAGAAGCCCAUGACAUAGUGGCAUCAAAAUGUUAUGAAUCUCCCCCCUCUAGUCCAGAAAUGAAUAACUCUACAGUGAACAACCAAAUGGCACCAGUUGAUGCUAUCCGCAUGGUUGGCAUUCAUAAAAGAGCAGGGGAGCCUUUGGGUGUGACAUUUAAGGUUGACAACAAUAACUUGGUAAUUGCGCGAAUUCUUCAUGGGGGAAUGAUUGAUCGACAGGGCCUUCUUCAUGUUGGUGACAUCAUUAAAGAGGUCAAUGGCCACGAAGUUGGAAACAAUCCAAAAGAAUUGCAGGAGCUACUAAAAAGCAUCAGUGGAAGCGUUACUCUGAAAAUACUUCCCAGUUAUAAAGACACCAUUACCCCGCAGCAGGUUUUUGUGAAGUGUCACUUUGAUUAUAAUCCAUACAAUGAUAAUCUGAUACCAUGCAAAGAAGCAGGAUUGAAAUUUUCUAAAGGAGAGAUUUUGCAUAUAGUUAACAGAGAAGAUCCAAACUGGUGGCAGGCAAGUCAUGUGAAAGAAGGAGGAAGUGCGGGUCUUAUUCCCAGUCAGUUCCUUGAAGAGAAAAGGAAAGCAUUUGUCAGGAGAGACUGGGAUGGAGCAGGACAAUUUUGUGGUACAAUAACAAGCAAGAAAAAGAAAAAGAUGAUGUAUCUAACAACGAGAAAUGCUGAAUUUGAUCGUCAUGAGAUUCAGAUUUAUGAAGAAGUAGCCCGGAUGCCUCCAUUUCAACGGAAAACACUAGUGCUAAUAGGAGCCCAAGGAGUGGGACGAAGAAGUUUAAAAAAUAGACUCAUUGUUUUGCACCCCACACAGUUUGGAACAACAGUUCCAUUUACAUCACGCAAGCCAAGAGAAGAUGAAAAAGAUGGACAUGCUUACAGAUUUGUAAUGAGAUCAGAAAUGGAAGCUGAUGUAAAAUCUGGCAAAUACUUGGAACAUGGAGAAUAUGAAGGCAAUCUCUAUGGCACAAAGAUAGACUCCAUACACGAAGUUGUAAUGGCUGGGCGAACAUGCAUAUUAGAUGUCAAUCCACAGGCAUUAAAAAUCCUUCGAACGUCUGAAUUUAUGCCAUAUGUUGUAUUCAUAGCUGCACCAGAAUUGGAGAUAUUGCGUGGCAUGCACAAAGCUGUUGUGGAUGCUGGCAUCACAACCAAACUUCUCACUGAUACAGAUCUCAAAAAAACAGUUGACGAGAGUGCUCGGGUUAUGAGAGCAUACAACCACUACUUUGACCUGACUAUUGUAAAUGAUAACCUAGACAAAGCCUUUGAGAAACUGCAGGAGGCUGUUGAGAAAUUAAGGACGGAGCAGCAAUGGGUUCCAAUUAGCUGGGUCUACUGACUAGGUUCUUGAGCUAAACGUUUUAAUAAACAAUGAAAAUAAGACUAUUCUACAAGCUCAUCAUACAAGGGGAAGAGACCUCCAGCACUCGUGUCUUUUUUCUUUUUUUCUUUCUCCUCAUAAGGAUUUAGAGUAUCUGAAUUUUUAUAUAACACUUUGAAAAGAAAGUGUUCUUAAAUAUGUAAUUUAUUUUAAUUUUUAUAACUUUUUACAAAUAAUCUUUCUAUUCAUAAUACAUGAAGGAAAUGCGUUGAAGCAUUUUGUGUGAAUUUUAAUUUGGAAUGUUUUUGCCUUUUUCAUUCAAGAAAUUUCAUUAUUCAUAACAUUUCACUGUGAUAUAAAGAAUACUUGAAGUAAUUUUGUAAAUCUUUACUGUUUGAUACAUAAAUGGAAUGAAAUUAAUUUGUAUGUGUUAGGGGAACACAACUUUUGACAAGUUCAAAAUAGCUCAAUAUAAUUUCUUAUAAUUUACAUUGUCAUAUUGAUGAAUAAAUCCUUGUUUUAUUGGAAUGCACCAUUUUAUUGCUAUACACCACCACUGCCAGUCAGACAGACCUCCCAUUACAAAGCCCUAUAACAAAAAUGUAGUUCAUAAGUGGGGAGGUCAGAAAACGCAAAAGGCUAAAAUCUAAAGUGAAUACCAUCCAUUGCCAAAACAAGAUGUCUUAUUUUAUUCCAUUUCAUUCUUAACUCACAAAGAUUUAAAAGACAGUAUAUAAAGUGCUUACUGGUUAAUCUGCUUGUAAAUAGUUGCAAAAUAAAAACAAGCCAAGUAAAAUUACAGUAUUAAGUACAAUUAAUACACAUCAGACCUCUAUUUUAAGUAUUUAAGCCCUAGAAUAGAUUUUUAAAUGCCUGCUUCUAAACCAUUGAUUAAGAAAAUUACUAUGAUUGGGACCAAGGAUUUAUCAUAGCCCUCUUACCAUAAGUAAUUUAAUGUCUAAAACCAGGCAACUGGCACACUGACACAUAAUGCACGUAGAUUUUAUAAAAGAUUUAAUAUAUCGCAAUAUAUUAUACUUUUCUAUUCCAUUAUUAAUGCAUCAUUUUGACACUGUAUUCUAAUAAAUGUUAUAGUUUUUGGUUUGGAUGUUGCAUAUCAUUUUAUAACAUAACUUGUACAUUUUUGUCAGUUGCUGUAUAUUAAUGUCUGCAUUUUUUGUAACACAUUUGGUGGAUAAAACAUACUAGGGUUUUUAUUAUUAUUAAACAUGGCUAGUAUGUGUAUUAUAGGGCAGCUACACCAAAUAGCUGGUUUGCUUAAGGUAUAUUCAGAGUAGGUAUGUUCUAUGCCUGCCAUUGGAUAUUGCUAAAUAUAAUAUAACUUAUCAUGGGCUGUUACUAAGAAAUGUGCUGCUAUGUCUGAGAUUUAUUAAUUGAUUAUGUUACCUGAUCUUUUUUUCACUACGCCCAUUUAACCAAAUGGUUAAAAUCUAAAUUCUAGUGGUUUUAAAGUCUUUGAUCAUUUUUGACAGCAAAAAAAAAUCUUUAAAUGCAUAAUCCCUAGAUUCCUGACACCAAAGCAUAAAGGAUGGUAAUGAAGGGCGCGUGCUAGGAAUUUUUUUCAAUGUAGAAAUUACCUAAUUACAGUGGUUGUUGGUACUUAAGCUUAUAAAUAAUUCAACUCAAGCAUUUAAAAGUCUGAUUCAAAAUAUUUAACAGUUGUGGAUUUUACCAUAAUUAAUUGUAUUAAAAUAAAAUUAUUAUUCAUUA